Messenger RNA from Spea bombifrons (plains spadefoot toad), 752 nucleotides. It is a transcript of the gene SPMIP11, whose product is annotated as testis expressed 49. Lineage: Eukaryota; Metazoa; Chordata; Amphibia; Anura; Pelobatidae. The record is from RefSeq and is a predicted model, not a curated record. The transcript is spliced from 4 exons. Bases 84 to 476 code for a protein of 130 amino acids.
GGCAACGGAUCUCCUACUGGCUGCGUAUUAAAAGUUUCAUCUUCACAACAGUAACCGUCGAGCUCCGUUAAAACGCUUCUCUCAUGGCGUUUUUCGGGAUCACCCUUCUUGGCUACCAGGAUCCGUUUCGAGCUGCACGGAUUAAGGAGAUCUACCGGAAUGGCGACACCGGGGGAGAAGGCGAAUCUGACCCAGCGAAGUUUCCUGCGCUUGUUUCCUCAUCUCCCUAUGUCAGCCAUGGCCGGUAUCGGGAGACCGUGACGCGACAACAGGCGCUGAGGACUCCCAAGCAGACUCAGCAAAUGCCCCUCACUACAAACCAGCAUUAUGGUUGGUGGCUACCACAGGAUCCCAAAGUCAAAACCGAAAGUGUUCAUCCCUGGAUUCAAGCCCCCCGACACCCCAUGAUCAACAGUCCUCUGACCAGGUUUGUGGACAAGAUGGCCGUCACAAACAAAGAGUUCAGCUUAUUCUGAUCACUGGUCGUUUUAGGAGAUUCUACUCAAUUGACCUUCUGCACCUCAAAACGACGCACGACGCCCUUGUCGCUAUCGUAGUCUUUUCAGUCUAUCAGUCUGGGGUCAUGUUAUGGGUUUAAUGGGCAAAUAUUGUAUGUGUACCUUGCCAAAUAUAAAUGAGAGCAGAAAACGUGAAUUUGACCUUGAACAUAAUUUGUAUAAGUGUGCCAGAAAUGCUAGAUUUUAACAUUUUUAUUUUUUAAUUUUAAAAGUAAUAAAAAAAAAAUGCAUGUA